UUAACGUCAAAAUCGCAAUUUCAGCCUUUUGUACAGUCCUUUUAAUAAUGUUAUGUUCGAUUUUAUAGAUAAUAUACGUGAUGAACUUUUCGUAGAAUUUAUAGAUGUUCUUGAUUUUUUAUCCGUAGGUAGUCUAAAUCUCUAUGACAGAAUUACUGAAAAUUUAAUUCUCAUGAUAAGGACACAAUUACGGAAACACAAAUGCGAGGACAAUUUCAUGGUAUGAAAUAAUUCGUGUGUAUUUCAUGUAAAGAAACUUGAGGACAGCAAAAUUUAAAGUUGGACAAUGGAGGAAGAAACUACUGUUACUGGGACCGAGACCCCAGAGACAGCUGUUGGUUUGGAAGAGGAGGUCGGUAAUAGAAUAGAAAAUGAAGCAACUAAUGAAGAGGUACAUGGGGAAGGAAUUGAGGACAUGGCUGGAGAACAUUUCGGUGAAGAGGUUGGUGGAGAACAUAUAGAAGGGGAAACGGUAGAAGGUGAAGGUGAACAUAAAGAGCAAGUUCUAGGAGAAGGAGAGGAGUUGAUGGGUGAAGCUUUAGAAGGUGAACAAGGAGAGGAGAAAGCAGAAGGUGUAGAAAAGCAAGAAGAACAACCUGCGCAAGAGGAGCAAGUCGAAGAAGAAGAAGCUUAUGUUGAGGAACCACCUCCAGACCCAGCUGCGCCGUAUGAUUUAUCAGAUUCCAAAGAAGCAUUAAAAACGCCGUUUCAAUUAAGGCCGGAUCAGCUGGCAGAAGUUGAACAACUUUGGGAGCUAUAUCAAAAUUACACACCAGCGUAUACUGAUAUAAAUGGUUAUAUAACAGAAAAAGAAUUAGUAUAUAUGUUAAAAUGUCUUCUAAUUAUGACUUAUACUGAAGAACAGUUACAUCAGUUAAUCGCUUUUUGUGUCAGACCACCACACCCUGAAGGGCAUAUUACUUAUGAGCAAUUUUUAAAAAUGGUCAUAUUACGGCAACGAGAUUUUCCGGCUGAAGAUGAAUUGCGGUCGGCUCUGCAAGUUUAUGACCCUGGCAGAACAGGCACUGUUGAUCGUGAAUAUUUAAAGGAGGUUCUUGCCAAACAAGGACAUAAGUUACCCCAAAAGCUGUUGGAUAAUUUAAUUAAAGAAGUCGACAUAACUAAUGACGGAACUAUAGGUAUAGAAGAUGUUGUCGGUACAAUGUGCAUUGAUCUUAAUACAGACGAUAUAAUGAUGCUUAGAGCAGCAGUAAACCCUGAGGAAGAACAGUAGUAAAAUACAACCAAUAAAAACAAAAAAAAAACAAUAAAAUUACUGUGAAUAGAGAUAAUAAAUAUGUUUUAUUUAUU
Molecule: messenger RNA, 1311 nt
Organism: Danaus plexippus (monarch butterfly)
Lineage: Eukaryota; Metazoa; Arthropoda; Insecta; Lepidoptera; Nymphalidae
Exons: 1
Coding region: 287-1234 (315 amino acids)
Cellular component (GO): cytoplasm
Molecular function (GO): calcium ion binding
Source: RefSeq, a predicted model, not a curated record